Messenger RNA from Caenorhabditis angaria, 3161 nucleotides. Lineage: Eukaryota; Metazoa; Nematoda; Chromadorea; Rhabditida; Rhabditidae. The record is from the annotation of a GenBank genome assembly.
UUGGUGAGCUCUUCUUUUCUUUUUUUUUCAAAUCAAAAAACAAUAAUAGUUGUAUAGUUUGUCCUUAAUUUGAUGACAAAUUAAUGAUUGUUUUUGGGCGAAAAAAACGAGAGAAAUAAUUAAUUUUAUUAGAAGAAAGAAAGGAGUACUGUACAAUUUGUUUAAUUGAAUUAAUUUUGUUUGCAGGAAUUUUUAAUUGGGAAUGAGAGAAUUGGGGGAAUUUUUGAAUUUCAACUAGUGUAAUUUUUUAGGUUUGAAGUCAGGUCAAAAAUUAUCAAAAUUUGAAACAGUCGAAUUUCCAGUUUCUCUAAUUUUAAAAAUAUCUCCAGAGUUAAAUAAGAAUAUUUCAAUUUAUAAUAAAAUGUUCACCGAUUUUUUGAAACAGUGAACUUUUUUUUUUAGAUUUUUCAAUGUGUUUCUGAAAUUUUUAUUUCAAAAAAUGUUUUCUCAAGAGAAAAAAUUACUAUUUUUUAAACCGUGAAAAAUUUCAAUCGAUUAACUUUUAAAAUUAAAAGUCAGAAAAACUUGAGAAACUUAAAAGUUUCAUUUGAAGUUUUUUGAAACUGCAUUUUUUUGAACUCAAAAAUCUGCAACCAACUUUUGAAGAAUAUUUUUGAUGUUUAUAUGUAUAUCAAUAAACGUUUUCAAUUUCCGAUUAUUUUGUUUCGAAACAGUGAGAUUUUUUGUUGGGAAUUGUUAGAAAAACGUAGGGAAAAUUUUAUCUUUUAACGUGUAGAAUGAUAUAUCAAUAUGACUUGUCCAAAUAAAAAUUUACUCAUUUUUUGAAACAGUGAAUUAUUUUUUUGAAAAAUUACUAGAUUUUGUGGAUGGAUUUCUUCUUUUAUUAAAUUCGAUUUUUCAAAUCAAAAUUUCAAUAUUUUUUGAAACAGUAUCUUUUUUCUUCCCUUCCUAAAUAUAAAUUCAACGUAAUAUUUUUGCAGGUUUCCGAAUACGGUGUUCCAAUUUCAAUCGUCGAUUGUAUUCAAAAAAUCUGUCCAAAAUGCACGGCGAGUUGUUCAUCGGAUGAUUGUAGUAUGAGAAGUGAUGAAACUAUGGAACAAGAAUGUUAGUUUGGGGUUUGCGAGGUUUUUAAAAAGUUACUUGAUAUGGAUUCGGACUUUCAAAGUUAUUAGAAAAGUUUUAGGAUUUUUUUAAAACAGUUAUUUUUUUAGAGGUUCAAUUUUCAAUAUAAUAAAAGUCAGGAAUCACUUUAGAAAUGAAUAUUGGAAAUUUCAAUUUUUUCUGAAACAGUGAAAAAACUUCAAUAGCAACUUUGAGAUAAGGAAUUACGAUAACAAGAAAAAUUUCAAGAAUUUCCUGUAUUUUUGAAGCAUUUGAUUUUCCAACACGUGAAAUUCAAAAGAAAAUUUGAAAAACUUACUGCGAAAAUCAAUUUUUCUCAGAAUUAUUUUUUUUAGAAACAGUGAAGUUUUUUCUGUAAAAAUUUAAAUUUCGAAAUUGUUUUCUUAUUCAAAUUUUUCUCAUAUAAAACAUGUACAAUAUCAUUUUUUAGCUAAACGUGGUGGUGAUUCAGCUUCAUCUCGUGCCAGUGCCACACCAAUUCCUCAACAACUUCAACAACUCACCCAAACACCUCCACCAAUUUCUUCGCCACCUGCAAAAAAACUGAAAGUCGACAAUUUAAUAAUGCUCAAAACUGGCGGAAAUUUGAUUAAAAUUGAGCCACAAGAUGAAGUUGAAGCAAAGUUGGAUAAUAUCUCACCAAAUAUUUUUCCCGAUUCGAAUUCGGUUUUUGAAAGUGCAUUGGCUAAUGCUUUUCAAAACUCGUGAGUUUUUUGCCGGAGUAGAAAAUUGGAGAAAAAAUGUUUGAUUUCAGGAAAUUUGGAGAAUUCGAUAAAUUAAUUGAGGGAAGUGGCGGAGCUUCGAAUUCGGAUGAUGCUAUUUCGAUUUCGUCGAACUUGGAAAUUGAUGAAGAUGAGGUUGGUUGGAAGGAAACAUAUGGAAUAUUUUAGGUUUAAAAAAUUAUGAGAUAGUGAACACUUGAUUUCCUAGGAAUUUUCAGAAAAUAUUUUGUUUGAAACAAUUUUAAAACAUUAAAAAAAGAAAUUUUCUGGAGACUAAAAAACAAAUUGUACCAUUACAAAUUUAGUCAAUUUUAUUUCUGAAGAUUUUCUGAAACAGUGAAAAAAUUACAUAGUUUUUUUGCGAACAAUUUAUUUGAAAGUUAUAUAAAUGUUGAAACAGUGAAACUGUUUUAUUUUAUUCCUAAAUUUGUAUUUAAUAAAAUCUAGAUUUCGAAAAUAUUUGAAACCUUGGAAAAAUUCUCAAUAAAAAAUAAUAUUUUUGAGAAAUCUAAGAUUAUUCAAACCGCAGUAUUAAAUCAAAAAAACAAUUUAUUUUCGAACUUAUUUUGAAACAGUGAAAAAUAGUAUCAAUUGAAAGUGAUGUGAGUUUUGAAUGAUCAAAUGUUCAAUCAAAAAUAUAUUUAAAACAAAUUUUGAAACAGUGAAAAUUCAUUAUUUUUUUCUGAUCGUUUCAAAAAUAUAUCAAAAAUAUACUUUUUCAAAAAAUACCUCGAAAAUUCUGAAAACGUAUUUUCCUCUGGUUUUUCUGAAAUAAAAUAUUCCGAAAAUUGAAAACCAAUUCCAAUUUUCAGACUCAAAAUCCAUGUGUAAAUCCUCAACUUCUUGCUUCAUUCAUUUCUUCAACUCCAAAUAUGUUUAUUCCUGGAAAUUUCGCAAAACUUAUGAAAACGUCAGCUUCUCAACAAAAACGAGAUAUUCCACCAAGUUGUGAGUUUUGGCGGGAAAAAGGGGUCAAAUUUAUUCAUACAAAUUUUAAAACAUUGAUCUUUUUUCAAAAUCAAAGCUCUUGAAUUCCGAAAAAAAUUAAAAUCAAUUUUUUCAGUGACUGUAAAUGGAAAAACUCGCCGCGGUCGAAUUGUUUACACACCAAAUGAACUCGAAAUUCUGGAAAAAUAUUAUAGCGAUGAUCCGAAUGCUUGUGCGGAUCCAGCAAAAAGAAAUCAACUUUGUAAAAUGUUGGAUAUUGAUUAUCAUCGAGUAAGUUACAUUAACUAUAUAUUCUCUUAAUUUUUCCCAACUUUAUAUCCGAUUUUUCAGCUCAAAGUUUGGUUUCAAAAUCGCCGCCGAAAGGAUAAAAUUAUAUCACAAAGUGAAGAACAUCAAUUAUCUUUCUAA